Struthio camelus australis is the source of this 8506-nucleotide messenger RNA. Lineage: Eukaryota; Metazoa; Chordata; Aves; Struthioniformes; Struthionidae. The record is from RefSeq and is a predicted model, not a curated record.
AAAAAAGUCAUUAAGCACUGAAGAGGCCUACUUAUAAAGAAAAUGAUAUUCUCUAUUGGCUGACUUGACAAUGAAUUUACAAGGAAUUUUGUUCCUAGCGAAUAUGCACACAUCCUGACUAUAUUUCUACAUGACUGUGUGGGGCAACACGCGGAAUGAAGCUGUCAGCAUGUCUUCCAUGGGCAAUGGCACUGCUAUUGAAGAAUUCUUGGUCAACAUUAAUUUGGGACAGUAUCUUCCUAACUUUAAACAAUAUGGCUAUAACAUUGUGACAGAUUGCAUGGGAAUAGAUAACAGUGUGCUUCAGCAAAUGGGAGUGUUGCCUACAGGGCACCGCAGGAGGAUUCUUAAGCAGUUAGACACCGCUUUUUCAAAAAUGCAAGAAAACUGUCUUUUCUCUGAAACUCUAAAAUUCAAAGACUCGAAAGGAUUAGAGGAGAAGCAACGUUCAUCCUCAGAUCAGGAGUCCUCAGUAAGUAAUUUAAAUGUAGAUGGGACUACAAAAACUAGCUUGGUAUCUGCAACAUUGUCAGUACAACCUGCUAAUAAGGCUUACAUUGGUAAAGAAGAGUUUGAACUUACAAAGCAAAACUUGUCAGAGGCAAAAGGUGAUAGCUUUGCAGAUUUAGAAUUUUCUAGUUUAUACCAGAAUUCAGAUAGCAUACUAAAAGCUAUCAAUCUAAGUAGAAGUCUUGAGAUGAACGCUCAGCCGGAUGCAUCACUGGAAGAAGCUGCUGCAUACCAAGCUGAUGAGCACUUGGAUGGUCAUUCAGCAUUUUCUCAUCCUCCUGCUUCGUUUGCUUAUUCAUGUGAGGCAAAAUCCAGUGAAAACAAACAGAUGAUGUUUGCAGAUGAGGACAAUUUAUCUGACUGUGAGCCAAGUUCUCCAUUCUUUCAGUUUAAAGGGGAAAUGAUAGACAAUGACUUAUACGAUUCUUCGGCACAAAGCUGCAUGAAAGUGUUUCCAAGAACAAGCCGGUCUUUUAUUUUAAGGCAUCGACCUGUUCCAGAAAUCCCAGAUUCAAGUAAAGUUGAAACUUUAUCAAGUUCCCUUCAGAAAAGAAGAAAUGUGGAUCUUUUGAAUAUAGCUGGAAGACAGAUUUCCCAGAAGAAAACUUUCACAGAAGAAAAGCCACCCAUCAUCUCUCCAUAUGGAGAAACGUUUUUUUGCAACAAUCCUCAAGAUGCUAAAGAACUUCAUGGAAGUGAAUUCCUGGAUUAUGAAAAUAAAUUGGAUCUAGAAAUGAAUGAAGAACACUCUUCUCACAAGGAUCUACGUUCCCUUAGUAAUCAAGAAGAGAAGACAAAGGACUGUGUGAAAAAUGAAGGUCUGUCUCAGGAGAACAAACCGCUGGUACCAGAAGAACCUGAAGGUGAAUCUGUUUAUUCUAUUGUGGAACAACGUUCUUUGCCUUUAAAGAAAAAGAAAAAGAAAGCCAAACCCCAUUCGUCGUCAUGUAGUAAAAUCCACAGUGGAGAUAUGAACUUCUUGGUCAGUGAACAGAUGCGUUUUUGGACAUUUGAUGGAGAUCCAACUUCGAUUGCAAAUGAGUCAAUAACACCAUAUGCUUGUUUUUAUGGACCAUCAGCAAAGAAGGUUAAAGCAGGAUGGCUGGAUAAAUUAUCCCCUCAAGGCAAAUGUGUGUUUCAGAAACGCUGGGUAAAGUUUGAUGGAGACAGCAUUUCCUAUUACAAUAAUGAAAAGGAAGUGUUCUCUAAAGGAAUAAUACUGCUUUCUGCUAUAUCAACAAUAAAAGUUCAUGGGGAGAAUAAAUUUGAAGUUGUCACAUCCCACAGGACGUUUGUCUUCCGGGUGGAUAAAGAAGAAGAAAGGAAUGACUGGGUUAAUACGAUGCUCAAUGCCUUGAAAUCGCAGUCUGAUAAAAACUCUCAGUCCCGAACUUCUGUUGCCCCUGAGAAGUGUGGAUAUCUUGAACUGAAAGGAUACAAAGCCAAAAUCUUUAUUCUGCUUCAGGGGAAUACAGUGUGGAUCUGCAAAAAUGAACAGGAUUUUAAGACAGGAUUUGGUAUCACUUUAAUCCCUAUGAAUGUGGCAAAUGUGAAACAAGUGGAUCGGACUGCAAAGCAAUCUUUUGAAAUAAUUACUCCCUAUAAAAGCUUUAGCUUUACAGCAGAGUCGGAAAGAGAGAAACAAGACUGGAUUGAAGCACUGCAGCAAUCAAUAGCAGAAACUCUGUCUGAUUAUGAAGUAGCUGAGAAGAUUUGGUUCAAUGAGUCAAACAGGAGUUGUGCUGACUGUAAAGCUCCCAAUCCUGACUGGGCAUCCAUCAAUCUCUGUGUUGUCAUUUGUAAGAAGUGUGCAGGACAGCACAGAUCUCUAGGACCAAGAGAUUCAAAGGUCCGGAGCCUAAAAAUGGAUGCCAGUGUUUGGAGCAAUGAACUUAUUGAGAUCUUUAUCAUCAUUGGAAAUAAAAGGGCAAACAGUUUUUGGGCAGGAAAUCUUCCUGCAGAUGAAGAACUGCACGUGGAUGCCCCUGCAGAAAAAAGGAUAGCGUUCAUUACACAAAAAUACAAGGAGGGAAAAUUUAGGAAAGUGCCUUUUCUCUACAGAACCAAAGAACAGUUGAAUAAGGCCCUGUGUGCUGCAGUAGUUAAACAAGAUGUGCUGGAAACUCUGAUGCUGCUGUAUAGUGGGGCUGAUGUUAUGUGUGCCACUGGAGAUCCUGUUUACAGUACUCCAUACUUACUAGCGAAGAAAGCUGGACAAAGACUGCAAAUGGAAUUCCUCUACCAUAAUAAGUUCUCAGAUUUUCCAAACUAUGAUACUUGUUUUGAAAGUGGCUUCUCUCAAGAUCCUACACGUUCCACCUUUCUUUGUGAAUUUUUAUACAAAGUUUCUUCUAAUACUGCUAAGCUUCUUACAGAGAAGAAAUUAAAAGAAGAUUGCAACAGAAGAUGGUGCACUUUAGAAAGUGGCUUUCUAAGCUACUAUGAAAAUGAUAAAGCUACCGCUCCUAAUGGAAUGAUUGACAUCAGUGAAGUUACCUGUCUUGUAGUGCACAACUCAGGCUUCUUUUUAAGUAGAGGGGACAUCUUUACCUUUGAAAUCUACUUAAUAUCAGAACGUGUUUUUCUGUUUGGAGCUGAAACUGCAUAUUCACAAAGAAAAUGGACUUGGGCAAUAGCUAAGCAUUUUGUUCCCCCUGUGGCUGGAUGUCUAUUGGAGAGGGACUGUGAUCUGAUUGGGCAGCUGUACUACAAGGACUGCCAUAACCUGGACCAGUGGCGAAAGGGCUGGUUUGCUCUAGACAAGUCAAGCCUGCAUUUUUGUCUUGAAAUGGAGAAUGCUCAAGAAGAUUCGAUAUAUUUAAGGAGGCUGCAAGAACUAACAAUCAGCAGUGUGACGCAAAAUGGAGAAAAAAUAGAUGUCCUGCUGCUUGUUGAAAAAGGAAGAACAUUGUACAUCCAUGGUCAUACGAAGUUGGAUUUCAUGGUCUGGUAUACCGCAAUUGAAAAAGCAGCAGGUACAGAUGGUAAUGCAUUACAAGAUCAGCAGCUCAGCAAAAAUGAUGUUCCUAUUAUAGUAAACAGCUGUAUAGCAUUUGUUACACAGUAUGGUCUAGGUAGCAAAGAGAUCUAUCUCAAGAGUGGCAAUUCUUCCAAAGUGGCUGAACUGCUAGAAAGCUUCAAAAAAGAUGCAAGAAGUGUUAAACUAAGAGCUGGAAAACAUCAGCUUGAAGAUGUGACUGAUGUACUGAAAAAUUUUCUUUCUCAAAUAGAUGAUGCACUUCUCACUAAAGAACUCUAUCCAUUCUGGAUCUCUGCGUUAGACGCACAGGAUGAAAAGGAACGUGUGAGGAAGUAUGGAGCUUUUAUUCGGACACUUCCAUCGGUCAAUAGAGCAACUUUGGCUGCUUUAAUUGAACACCUUUACAGGGUGCAGAAAUGUUCUGAAAUCAAUCAUAUGAACCCUCACAAUCUAGCCAUGGCGUUUUCCUCAUGCUUAUUUCAGACUAAAGGCCAGACUAGUGAAGAAGUCAAUGUAAUUGAAGAUCUAAUUAAAAAUUAUGUACAACUUUUUGAUAUUAAUGAAGACCAGGUCAAACAAAUGGAUAUUGAGAACAGCUUUAUUACCAGGUGGAAAGACACUCAGGUUUCCCAGGCAGGAGAUUUGCUUAUUGAAGUUUACGUGGAAAGGAAAGAGCCAGACUGCAGUAUUAUAAUCAGGAUAUCACCUUUGAUGGAAGCAGAAGAAUUAACUAAUGAUGUUUUAGGAAUCAAAAACAUCACUCCCAACAAAGAUGAUCUCUGGGCUGCUUUUGAAGUACUUGAAAAUGGAGAACUAGAACGUCCUCUGCAUUAUACCGAGAACGUGCUAGAACAGGUUCUUCACUGGAGUUCACUCCCUGAGCCUGGCACCGCGUAUCUGAUAAUAAAGCGAUUCCUUACAGCAGACAUGAUAAAACUCUACACUGAGAAAAACAUGAAAGGUAGUAUGAAAGCAGGUUAUCUGAAGUACAAAGAAGAACCCUCAAAGCUACUAUCUGGAAACAAAUUUCAAGAACGAUAUUUUGUAUUACAGGAAGGAAACUUGCUUCUUUACAAGGAUAUGAAGGCUAGCAAACCCGAGAAGGUGUUGCCUGUCAAUUCCUUGAAGCUGUAUCUUGGAGUGAAAAAGAAAAUGAAGCCUCCAACAAACUGGGGUCUUGCAAUAUUUUCUGAAAAGCACCAGUGGCAUAUAUGUUGUGAUGGACAAGAUGCACAGAUGGAGUGGCUGAUCAGUAUUUUUACUGCACAGUAUGCAGAUAUAUGGCCACCUGCUGGAAAAGCAAGAAAACAGUCUAUAACUAAAAGUCCAAAGAUCGGAGGUUUACCGCUAAUUCCCAUUCAACAGGGGAAGAACACUUCUAAAAUUGGAAGGAGUACAGAGAAUAUAGAAUUGGAAUCUGAAAAACCAAGACUCGAUGAGCCUCAUGAGGAUGACUUACUGGAAGAAAGAAAAAACUUGAAUGAAAAAGCAUCUAUCGUGGCACAGUGUUUAGAACACAAGGAGGAUCAAGUGCGAAAUCAAGCAAAAAAAAAUCGGAGCCUGAUCUGUGUUGAGGACAUAGGCGUAGGUAGGACUGACCAACGCCAAAGACCCCAUAAAGAAGCAAAGGCGCUAAAGAAAAAUAAGAACAAAACAAACAAGACUACUUUGGAUUUGGAUAACAAAUUGCCAUCAAAUGUGAUUCAGGAAUUAAAUACAGUGCUGCAGAAAAACAGAGCACUUCAUGAUGAAACCUCCAGCUGAUUUCUUAGGUUUUAAAAAAUAAUUUUAUAUAUAUAUUUAUAUAUACACACACAGGCAAAAAGUAGUCUUUUGCAAUGUGUACAGUUUGUACAGUGCAGAGGAAGUAUAAUUUGUUUACAUGUAGCUGUUGAUUUUGUAUAUGCUUAUGCCACGUUAUAUUAUAAUUUAAGGUUGAACUAAGAGAACUGAUUGUGUAGAAGCCCUGAAAUUUGGAAGUUUUUGCUGUUCUGUGCAAUGGCAGCAGGGUUUUGUCCAUCAUUCUUUAAAGGAGAUUUUAAGUUAGAUAUAAAAGACUUGUAAGCACUAGUAAAAGCUUUUGCUCUGUUUGUGUUCCAUACCAUCUUAUUAGCACUGGAGAAAUAUUUUUGGAAGGAAGGAGGGAGAGAGACUGAAAUUCAUAGCAUUGGUCUGCAACACUUCAAUUGCCUAACACUAUAUAAAAAUAAGUAGCUUAUCUGCUUCGAAGAGUAAUUUUUACUUGUAAUUUGUCUGUAUUUAGGAAUAAAAUGAGUGUCUUUUUCCAUACAGUUGUCCUCUGACAGAUUGGCCUGUGAAGAAUCGAAAAUGGGAGGGAUGUAGUAGCUGAGACAAUGUACUAGUUUUUCUUUCUCAGAAUUGUGUCUAUAUGGUGUAUAUAUGCUUAUGGCAUCUUAAAUAAUGAAAAAAAUACUGAAGGGGGUAAAAAUAAGUUUUCCAAGCAACUUCAUUUAAUUUAAUGCAUCUGUGCAUUUGAAGGGUAGCAUCAUCUCUUUGCUCAACAGACUGAAGUAAUUUUAUAAGUAGGAACUGGGUAGCUGAGGGUCAGGAAGGCAGACUUUUCCAUCAGUAGGUCAAUGUUUGGAUGUGGCUUCCUUGGUGCUAACAAAGUUGCUGCUCUCUGAUGAAUAUUUAAUAGUCACAUGAGAAAUAAAUUUCCUCAGGAAAAAUGGUCCCCACACAAAUUCAUCCAUCAAAAGGGCACUAAUUCACUUAGUUAAGAAGUGCCAGUUACUAAGUGUGUGAGGAGAUUAACCUCUCCUUUUAUCAAUAAGGCAAGGUUGAACAAUAUGUUGCUCACAGGGACUAUGAAAUGCUUAUGUCACUGCUCUGAUUCUUUGGAGUGUAAAGAGAGGUCGCAAGGGCGAGACAACAGCCUUCGAUUACCUCAUGGUUGCGCUCUCCGGGUACGUAGGUGAGCAGUUCCAGCAAGCACGUGAUGUGCUACCCUGCAGCUACUUGCUUGGGUUUUUAAGCUAAGAGUUCCUUAAAUUUAAAGACGAGAAUCUGUCACUUAAACAAAAACAAACAAAAAAAGGCUAUGUGAGCAAUGAAAUUAAGCUUGGUUUACUUCGGUUGUUUUGUGAAUCUCGCCUUUAGUUGUCCCAUGCGAUUUCCUCCUUCCUCUCUCGCAGCUUAUCCCAUUUUUUUUUUUUCACUUUAUGCCAUAACAGCGGGAUAGGCGAAAGGCAGCGCUGUGCUGGGCUCUUCCCAAGCGAGGCGAGCGCGCUCUGGUUAGACAGCAGGACUGGCAGGACAGAGAGAUACUGCUAUUCAUGCUUCUGCUGAGGAAAUAUGGCAGGGUGAGCUCAGUAUCGGCUUUGUUUUGCCGCUGUUCCUUUUGCGGUCUGAUUAGCUUCUCUGCUUUGCCGUUGAUUUUCACUGACUGUUUAAGAGCUUACUAACACCUCUAGUCAGCUGUCAAAUUUGACUGAAAUUGUCCAAACCCGUUAGGGUAGAACAAAAAAUUCAUCUCGUUUCCUUGGAAAUGAUUUUAAAUAGUCCUUAAUAUUUCAGAGGAAAAAUUCAAUUUAAUCAAUGUCAAUGACAUUUGAUUUUAUUAAGCGAUAUUUUUGAAAAUGCUUUAUAUUGCCACUGAAUUUCUUCCCAUAUAGAAGCAGUAUUCUCACUCAUCCCCGCUCCUGUUUCUGGUAGUCACAGAUGCCGUAGCACUUCUCACAUCAGUUACUUCCAUUCUUGGUUGCACUGAGCAGCUUAAUUGGGAAAAAGUUUGUUUGGUUGAAGAAAUUGCACAGAUUACUCAAAUAAUGUAUCUGGCAACUUUGCUAGGAUGUAGAGGGAAAGCGAGAGCAAAAGCAAAAUCUUUACAGUGUUUCAGAUUUAUUCUUCUGGAAUGUAGCACUGGCAAAGUAAGUUUAGUCUUUCACACUUUGCACUUGUCACAUUUGACCAGUUGUGAAAUCUGAAACAAGUCUGUACAUUUUUAUUUUCCCAUUGCACUAUUGAUUAUUUUGUUACUCUUAAUUUGUAAUUGAGCCUCUUCUAAUCAUUGAGGCCCUGGCUCAAGAAGGGAUAUAAGCCUGAAUUUAAAUUGUAUUGACUGAAGCUAGCGCUUAAUGUUAAUAAGUGCAUUCUUAAAUGCUGGAUUGAAUCAGGGCCUAAUGCCGUUGGGAGAAGUUGCUUUACUUCCUGUCUGAGGCUGGACCUGAAUAUACUGUUUACACUCACACAUUUAUUUGCAAAUAUUUUUUUUUUGUAUUGAGUCAUGGUUGCUGUAUCUUUUUAUUGGCUUGUUAAAAAUGGCAUUCACCUCACUGCUGAAAGCCUCCUGCAUCAUUUAAGCCCUACACAAAUGGAAUAAAUGGAGCAAUGGAAGGGUUUUGUGCAUCGGAGUGAGUAUGCCAAUGUAGAAAAUGUUUUGUGUAUUUGUCCUGGACCUACGGGCUGCAAAAAAACUUAUUCUAUUUCAAAAGCAGAUCACAUAUACAAUAUCUCUAUGGCUGCUGUUAAAGGGCCCUAAAAUCAAGGGGAAAAGAUGUUUACUGAAACAUGUUUAAAUGAUUACUUUUCAAUUACAGUUACACUAUCUUUAAAGCUGUUGAAUCCUCAGUGCAAAUACUGUGUUAACAUUUUCUACAUGCACUUGGUUUUGUAUAUGGAUAUGCAUACACACAUUAUAUAUAUUUGUGUGAUAUUCAGUUAUGUGCAGGUACACAGAGAUGCAGUGAAUGAUGACAGUGUUAACUUGCAGAAAGCUUCUAUGGGAAAUUUGAAAUUUGUAAUGAAUCAUUUUGAAUAGGAAUCAGAGAUUUGCACCAAUUACCUGAUAUAUCAUUGUUGCACUACACAUUUCAGACUGAUUUAAGACCUGAAUAUUAAACGUGUUGUUUGUUGCAGUACCUUAAAGGCUGCAGAUUUUUUAUUGGUCCUGUACCAUGCUGUGGAAUGGUAAAGGAAGUGUAAUUUUCAGAGAAUAAGUGGUAAUUCUUUGAAUAAAUGCUAUUACUCUAAACUAGAGGAUGGCAUUUCUUCAGA